CCAUAGCAACCAGGACGUCAGCGUGAGACAGCUGCAGGUUUCCAUCCUAAUUUCUGUCCUUCCUCGGGAUCUGAGGCAUUUGAGGUGAGCAGGCAAUGCGUGUCGUGGGAAAAUUAAGAAACCUGGAAUGAAAACAAUGGUGGGAAGGGAGUUCUUCCCCGGCGCAGAGGCUGCAAAGGUAGGCUUUUUCUCAUCAUCCUGCUGGUUGGGGAUAAAGCAGAACAGGACAGCCAAACUGCAAACAAAACCAGACUUCUCUAUGGGAAACACAAGGACCAAGCAGGAAAAUGCUAAUGCAUGAAUUAAGCCCUUCAACACAAAGAGUGACUAUGUUGCUUGCUUGCAACAUGGAAAACCCCACUGCUGUUUUCCUCACCCCAACACCAGGGCUGCUGCAGCAGAAUGACCAGCCAGCUGAGACUUCUAGUCCUCCGGUGCACCAUGAGACGACCCGCUUACCAAGGGCACGUGAGCUAGAGAGAAACGCUACAGCCUUGCAGUACGGACUGAUGCCGGGGGAAAUCAUAGCAGCCAGUCUCCUGUUUGGAGCUUUGUGGCUCCUUUCCAUCUUUGGAAACUCCCUCGUCUGCCUGGUGAUCCACAGGAGCAGAAGGACCCAGUCGACUACAAACUACUUUGUGGUCUCCAUGGCCUGCGCAGAUUUACUCCUCAGUGUGGGGAGCACCCCACUGGUGCUGCUGCAGCUAGCCUCUGGCAGAUGGACGCUCGGGAGCAUGAUGUGCAAGCUAGUUAGGUAUCUCCAGUACCUCACUCCUGGCGUCCAGAUCUACGUGCUGCUCUCCAUUUGUGUGGAUCGGUUCUACACCAUCGUCUACCCUCUCAGCUUCAAGGUGUCUCGGGAAAAAGCCAAGAAGAUGAUUGCAGCCUCUUGGCUCUUUGAUGCUGCGCUGGCAUCUCCAGUGUUCUUCUUUUACGGAUCAGGACGGGAUAACCAUUGCAACUUCUUCCCUCCACCUUCAUGGGAUGGAGCCGUUUACAGCGUCAUCCACUUGUUAGUGGCUUUCCUGAUUCCAUCUGUGCUCAUCAUUCUCUUCUACCAAAAGGUCAUCAAGUACAUUUGGAGGAUAGGCUCGGAUGGCAGGACGGUCCGGAGGACCAUGAACAUCGUUCCGAGGACAAAAGUGAAAACCAUUAAGAUGUUCCUCAUGUUAAAUUUGCUCUUUCUGCUCUCGUGGCUCCCCUUUUACGUAGUGCAGCUUUGGCACCCCUACGAGACGGACCACAGGAAGAGCUCUUUGGUUUUCAUGUCAGUCACUUGGAUCUCCUUCAGCUCCUCUGCCUCCAAGCCGACCUUGUACUCUGUGUACAACGCAAACUUCAGGAGAGGCAUGAAGGAAACCUUCUGCAUGUCCUCCAUGAAAUGCUACCGCAGCAACGCCUACACCAUCACCACCAGCUCCAGGAUAGCCAAAAGAAAUUACGUGGGGAUCUCAGAAAUCCCUGCCCCAGCCAAAACAGUUUCUAAAGACUCGGUAUACGAUUCCUUUGACAGAGAAGCUAAAGAGAAGAAGCUUGCCUGGCCCAUUAACUCAAACCCACCCAACACAUUUGUCUAAUGUGCUGGGAGUCUUUUCAACCAUUGUUGUGCAACACAAAAGCACCUGUUUUUGAACAGAACUUAUUUACACACGGGAAGGGCACUGUGUACAAUUAAGUGGGCAGAAGAAAUGGUUUUAUUUUAUUAAAUGCACUGUUUUUUAUUGUA
This is a messenger RNA of Heteronotia binoei (common prickly gecko), 1726 nucleotides long. It is a transcript of the gene GPR19, whose product is annotated as G protein-coupled receptor 19. The transcript is spliced from 3 exons. Gene Ontology annotation, molecular function: G protein-coupled receptor activity. Gene Ontology annotation, cellular component: plasma membrane. Gene Ontology annotation, biological process: G protein-coupled receptor signaling pathway. NCBI's taxonomy places the organism in Eukaryota, Metazoa, Chordata, Lepidosauria, Squamata, Gekkonidae. The record is from RefSeq and is a predicted model, not a curated record. Bases 288 to 1577 code for a protein of 429 amino acids.